GGUUUUUUCUCCUUUGUUUAUCCUUCUUGUAUCUACUCACAGGUAACAUCAUGGUGCUGUGGUCAACUUGGAGAACAUCGGUACUUAAGUCUGUAACAAACCGUUUCAUUAAGAAUUUGGCCUGCUCGGGAAUCUGUGCCAGCCUAGUCUGUGUGCCUUUUGACAUUGCUCUUAGUGCCAGUCCACACUGCUGCUGGUGGAUCUACACGAUGCUCUUCUGCAGAAUUGCCAAGUUCCUGCACAAAGUCUUCUGUUCAGUGACCAUCCUUAGUUUUCCAGCCAUUGCUCUUGACAGGUACUACUCUGUUUUAUACCCUCUGGAAAGAAAAAUAUCUGAUGCAAAAUCCCGAGACCUGGUUAUCUAUAUCUGGGCCCAUGCAAUAGUGGCCAGCAUUCCAGUAUUUGCUGUGACCAAUGUGUCAGAUAUUUAUGCCAUGUCCACCUGUUCUGAAUCUUGGAGUUACUCCCUUGGCCACCUGAUAUAUGUCAUCAUCUAUAACAUCACCACUGUGAUUGUACCAGUGGCUGUGGUAUUUCUCUUUAUGAUUCUUAUUCGCAGAGCACUGAGUGCAAGCCAGAAAAAAAAAGUCAUCAUUGCUGCCUUAAGGACCCCUCAGAACACAAUUUCUAUCCCGUAUGCCUCCCAGCGAGAAGCUGAGCUUCAUGCCAUGCUGCUUUCCAUGGUCAUGAUAUUUAUUUUCUGCAGCGUCCCCUACGCGACUUUGGUGAUUUACCGCACCGUACUCAAUAUUUCAGAUAUUUCAGUCUUCUUGCUCCUCACUGCCAUUUGGUUGCCCAAGGUCUCUUUGCUGGCCAAUCCUCUGUUAUUUUUAACUGUGAACAAAUCUGUACGGAAAUGCUUGGUAGGGACAAUAGUACAGCUGCACCGAAGGUAUAGCAGAAGAAACAUCGUCAGCUCGGGUGGUGUUGCGGAUGCUGAUCUGGAGCCUAGCGUCCGUUCGGGGAGCCAGCUUCUGGAGAUGUUUCAUAUCGGGCAACAGCAGAUCUUCAAGCCAAUGGAAGAUGAGGAGAAUGAGACCAAAUCCAUUGGCUCGGAUGACUUUAAACAGAAAGAACUUCCUACCACCAGUUUAGAGGUAGGAGAGACUUUGGUUCACAAGUUUAUACCGCAGACGAUUGCAGACUCUGCAGCUCAGGUGGCGCCAGCUGUGCCCACUGAAGCUGAUGUGGUAAAUGACAAGUAUUCCAUGCAGUUUGGUUUUGGACCCUUUGAGCUGCCUCCACAGUGGCUUUCAGAAAACCGAAACAGUAAGAAGCGACUCCUGCCUCCUUUGGGGAAUACCCCUGAAGAGCUAAUCCAGACAAAACAGCCCAAGUGUAAAGCAGAAAGAAAAAUCAGCAGAAACAAUAAAGUCAGUAUCUUUCCCAAAGUGGAUUCGUAG
Molecule: messenger RNA, 1403 nt
Organism: Eurypyga helias (sunbittern)
Lineage: Eukaryota; Metazoa; Chordata; Aves; Eurypygiformes; Eurypygidae
Gene: GPR176
Product: G protein-coupled receptor 176
Exons: 2
Biological process (GO): G protein-coupled receptor signaling pathway
Cellular component (GO): plasma membrane
Molecular function (GO): G protein-coupled receptor activity
Source: RefSeq, a predicted model, not a curated record